Molecule: messenger RNA, 1355 nt
Organism: Drosophila grimshawi
Lineage: Eukaryota; Metazoa; Arthropoda; Insecta; Diptera; Drosophilidae
Exons: 4
Coding region: 16-1077 (353 amino acids)
Biological process (GO): N-acetylglucosamine metabolic process; sulfur compound metabolic process
Molecular function (GO): N-acetylglucosamine 6-O-sulfotransferase activity
Source: RefSeq, a predicted model, not a curated record
AUAUUUUUGGGCAAUAUGGUUGAGAGUAGCACAAAAUUCUCUGGCAUUUGCAUUGCCAUUUAUUUGACAUAUGCGCUUUUUGUUUUCUUUAUAUUGCCCAUACUCUUGCCCGAUCCGCUGACCAUGUCGCGAACAAUACUCGCUCAACAGAUCAAUCAUCUGGGCAAUCUGACGGCCAAUACGCUGGAGGCCGGUGGACAACCGAAGCGCUCGAUAUUGGUUACAUUCAAGGGUUCGGGGGCAAUUAGUCUGCUGGAGUCCUUGACCCACGUGCCGGGCUGUUAUCAUCACUUUUCGCCUCUAAUUGCAUACAGGCGUCGUUUAACAAAAAAACCCCAGAUUGAGCAGGCUCUGGACGAGCUGAAGGCGCUCCUCAACUGCGAUUACAGUCGGUCGCAGUCUAUGCUGAACUUGGGCAUGAACACGCCAACGUUUCGAAAUUUCUAUGGGAUGCAGUGGAAGACGUGUUUAAUGUAUAGUCCGGAGGUGUGCUCGGAUCCGGAAACUUUGGCUAAGAUUUGCAGGAUUUUCCCAUUUCUAAACAUGUCGGUGUAUAACUUGAGUCUUCGGAAUUUAAGGGCAUUGCUAAACCAACAAGAUCUAAAUGUUCGAAUGCUACUCCUGCUUCGAGAUCCUCGUGCUAUAAUGGGAUUGCGGGCCAAUCGUCCAUGGUGUAAAACCCCGGGCUGCCUUCAGCCGGAUGAUCUCUGUGAAAAUAUGGCCGAUGAUUAUGAAGCCGCUCAGAUAUUAUUAAAAGAAUAUCCGCAACGUUUCGGAAUAAUCCGUUAUGAGGAAUUGAUGAAGAAUCCCAAUCAGGGCUUAGCAUCGAUUUUUGAUUUCUACGGUAUACCAAGCAAGCCAGUUAAGGAAAUACUGAAGCCAAAUGACGGCAUAUUGGACAUUAAAUUUAAAAGAAAUAUUGAUAUAUCCUUGGAACCGACAUUUCAGUGGCAGCAUUUAUUGUCAGCCAAGGAAAUUAUGAAUAUUCAAGCGACCUGUAAAAGGGCCAUGAGUGCAUGGGGCUAUGAGCUCAUCAAAGAUUUCAAAAUGAAAACACUCAACAAUACCAUUGAUUAAUUGUUUUUAAAUUAAAUGCCAAGAAAAUAUUUUAAGUGUGACCACAUUAAUCGGUAACGUUCAACAAUAAUCGCUAAACACAGGUAUGCAAAGCUGUUCAUUCUGUUUUUGCUGCUCUUGGAAAGCUUGCCAGACGUCGCUUCAACAUUCCCAAUUAAAAAGUCCGUGGGCCAUAAAGAAAAAAAUCAAAUAUAGCGCAUACAAAAUUGCAGCUUGUGCAUCAAAUUUGCAAUGUUAAUUUGCCAAUAAUAAAAUGUGACAAAUCUCUCGCAAAACGA